AUGCAGCACCCCAAGCCCUUCUACGGAGCUGUGGGUCCCCAGGACAGUGACGGCCCCGGGGGUCCCUGCGGCCAGCCCGCGCCCGCCUGCCCGGAGCCCCUUCCCGCUGUGGGGUCCCUGGCGCCGUGCCACCCCCCAAACCCGGACAAAGAGACCUUCCCCGCGCCCCCGGCAGGCUUCCAGAUGGCACCCUGCGGCUGCUUCUUCGACCCACGCAUCUACCGCAUCGAGUGGGUCAGCUCGGACUUCGGCCAGUCCACCCUGUACAAGCUGGCCGGGGCGCCCCCCACGCCGGGCCCCUACCUCGUGGAGCCCCCGCACUUCCUCCAGGCCCCGGACCCGGGCCCGCCCUACCCGCCCUACCCGCCGCCCCCCGGGGCCCCCCAGUACCUCCUGCCCUACUUUGCGCCCGAGGGCGCCGGCCCCGAGGCCCUGAACUUGGCGGGUGAGGGGGCACCCCGGCCGCCAACCCCUGCCCAGGCAGGCCCGCCGCCCCCCGCGCCGCCCCCGGUGCCCACCGACCCCCCGCGGGCCCCCGGCGCCUCGGGCCAGCUGCAGGGCUCGGAGACCCCCGGGGCGCCGCGACCCCCGCUGGCCCUGCCCGAGAAGGUGCUGCUGGAGGACGCGAUGAAGCUGUUCGACUGCUGGCCGGCCCCCGAGGCCGAGGGGCGACCCCCCACGCAGCCCCCCAGGCCCAGCCUGCCCGACCCGCCCGGCGGCGGUGACAUCCGUGCGCUGCACCUGCCUGACGAGCUGCUGGACGUGGACUACAGCGUGCCCGAGCUGCUGGACACCGUGUCCUUCACCGACUACUUCUUCAACUUCAAGGCCCUGGAGGAGGAGGACGCCCCCGGCCCAGCGCCGCCGCCGCCGCCGCCGCCGCCCGCGCCGCCCCCCGGCAGGAAGAAGGGGGCCGCCCCAACCCCCAGGAAGGGCCGGCAGGGCGCUAGGGGCAGGCAGGGGGCUGCGCCCCAUUAA
Sorex fumeus (smoky shrew) is the source of this 978-nucleotide messenger RNA. It is a transcript of the gene PRR22, whose product is annotated as proline rich 22. The transcript has 3 exons. The record is from RefSeq and is a predicted model, not a curated record. NCBI's taxonomy places the organism in Eukaryota, Metazoa, Chordata, Mammalia, Eulipotyphla, Soricidae. The coding region runs from base 1 to 978 and encodes 325 amino acids.